AUGUCUUCCCCCGAAGAGAUUGCACAAUUUGCCAAAGAGUAUGGCAUCAAAAAUGUGGACUUGGUGAAAACGGGUGCGUUCAUAAAUGGAAAAUGGAUCCAGGACGAAAAAUCGAUUUUCACCGUUUGCAACCCAGCCACCACGAAGACUCUUCUUAACGUGUACGACACAUCAAUGGAUCAGGUUAGAGAGUCUAUUGAUGCUGCUGAUGCUGCUUUUAAAACUUUCACAAAGACAACCUCCGGAAGAGAGAGAUCAAAGAUUCUCUACAAAUUGUAUGAUUUGAUUAUGGAGAAUGCCGAUGAUCUCGCCAGAAUCAUCACCGCUGAGAACGGUAAGCCUCUUGCCGACUCUCUAGGUGAGGUGAAGUAUGCUGCCUCAUUCUUUCAAUGGUAUGCUGAAGAGGCCCCAAGAAUUUAUGGAGAUGUCAUACCUUCUUCUAGCAAUUCCAAGAGGAUUGUUACAAUGAAGCAGCCAAUCGGUGUCGUUGGAAUCCUCACACCUUGGAAUUUCCCAGCUGCCAUGAUAACAAGAAAGCUGGGUGCUGCAAUUGCUGCUGGUUGUACUGCUGUGAUAAAGCCUGCCUCCAGAACCCCACUUACGGCUCUUAGUAUCGUCUAUCUUGCCGAAAAAGCCGGAGUUCCAAAGGGUGUGGUAAACAUCUUUCCUACAGUCCAUUACAAGACGAAAGAGGCCGGACAGAUUAUCUGCGAGUCAGAUGUUGUCAAGAAAGUUUCCUUCACAGGAUCAUCAGGUGUUGGUAAGAAGCUAAUGGAGCAAUCUUCAUCGACAUUGAAGAAGCUAUCCUUUGAAUUGGGUGGAAAUGCACCUUUCAUCGUGUUUAAUGAUGCAGACAUUGACAAUGCAAUUAAAUCGGCAAUGCUAUGUAAGUUGAGACAGUCUGGCCAGACAUGUGUUUGCGCCAACAGAUUAUACGUUCAAAGCGGUGUCUAUGACGAAUUCGCCAAGAAGAUCGUUGCCGAGGUUAACAAAACCGUUCUGGGCAAUGGUAUGGAUCCUAAGACUACUCACGGACCAUUGAUCCACGAUGGUGCUGUUGCUAAAGUUGAAAGCCAGGUCGAGGAUGCUGUUAGUAAAGGUGCAAAGGUCUUGGCUGGAGGAUCUAGAUGCCCUGAACUCGGUCCUAACUUCUACAAGUUGACUGUGUUAGGAGAUGUUACUCCGGAUGCUGUUGUGAACAAGGAGGAAACUUUCGGACCUUUGGUUCCAUUAAUCAAAUUUGACACCGAGGAAGAGGUUAUCAAAUACGCCAAUGACACCGAAUAUGGAUUAGCCGGAUACUUCUUCACCAAAGACUACAGCCGCUUGAUUAGAGUUGCUGAAGAUCUACAUUGUGGUAUGGUUGGAGCUAACACUGGAGCAAUUUCCGAGGCCGCAUUACCAUUUGGUGGUGUGAACUGGUCUGGAUUUGGCAGAGAGGGCUCUAAAUACGGUGUUGACGACUAUAUCGUGAUCAAGUCCGUGGUUAUCGGCAAUUUGUGA
This is a messenger RNA of Brettanomyces bruxellensis, 1503 nucleotides long. RefSeq lists its product as uncharacterized. Gene Ontology annotation, molecular function: succinate-semialdehyde dehydrogenase (NAD+) activity. The transcript has a single exon. Bases 1 to 1503 code for a protein of 500 amino acids. Gene Ontology annotation, biological process: GABA catabolic process. The record is from RefSeq and is a predicted model, not a curated record. Lineage: Eukaryota; Fungi; Ascomycota; Pichiomycetes; Pichiales; Pichiaceae.